Messenger RNA from Erinaceus europaeus (western European hedgehog), 787 nucleotides. RefSeq names its product large ribosomal subunit protein uL18-like. The coding region runs from base 28 to 618 and encodes 196 amino acids. The record is from RefSeq and is a predicted model, not a curated record. The transcript has a single exon. Gene Ontology annotation, molecular function: structural constituent of ribosome; 5S rRNA binding. Gene Ontology annotation, cellular component: cytosolic large ribosomal subunit; ribosome. NCBI's taxonomy places the organism in Eukaryota, Metazoa, Chordata, Mammalia, Eulipotyphla, Erinaceidae. Gene Ontology annotation, biological process: ribosomal large subunit assembly; translation.
CCCCAGCACAGCUGGGCCUGCAGGUUUAUGCCGAGCUGCAGAUGCGGGUUUCUUUUCCACAGAAUGGGGUUUGUUAAAGUUGUUGAAAAUAAGGCCUACUUCAAGAGAUACCAAGUGAAAUUUAGAAGACAACUAGAGAGCAAGACUGAUUACUAUGCUUGGAAACGCUUGGUAAUUCAGAAUAAGAAGUACAACAUGUCCAAAUACAAGAUGAUAGUUCCUGUAACCAACAGAGAUAUCAUUUGUCAGACUGCUUAUGCCCGAAUUGAAGGAGACAUGAUAGUUUGUACAGCUUAUGCCCAUGAACUCCCAAAGCAUGGUGUGAAGGUUGGCCCGACAAAUUAUGCUGCUGCAUAUUGUACUGGUUUGCUGCUGGCCGGCAGGCUUCUCAGUAGGUUUGGCAUGGACAAGAUCUUUGAAGGCCAAGUCGAGGUGACUGGAGAUGAAUACAAUGUAGAAAGCAUUGAUGGUCAGCCCGGUGCCUUCACUUGCUACUUAGAUGCAGGAGUUGCCAGAACAACCACUGGAAAUAAAGUUUUUGAGGCCCUGAAGGGAGCUUUAGACGGAGGUUUGUCUAACCCUCACAGCACCAAACGAUUUCCUGGCUAUGAUUCAUAAAGUAAAGAAUUCAGUGCAGAAGUUCAUCGGAAGCACAUCAUGGCCCAGAAUGCUGCAGACUAUAUAUAUGUGUUACUUAUUGAAAGAAGAGGAACGGGCUGCUGAGAGCAAAAACCAAACCAUGAUUUUUUUAUGGAAACUUGAGAUAAAGACAACAAAUGUACUGAUG